AUGGUCUAUGUGGACACGUCCGACUGCCCCAGGGAGCUCCUGCCCGGCUUGGCUGGCUCCUUCCUGCCCUCAGACCUGGAGCCAGGCUUGGACAGCCUCCUGCGAGGCAUUGCCAAGGCAGGUCUUUUCCCCAACCUGGUUCUGCUGGACCCAGCUAUGACUGCCCAGACCCUACGCUUGGCUCUGCCCCCCACCUGGAUGUCCCAGUCUUCAAUGCCAGUGACCUGGUACCCAGCCCAAGGCCCCCCCCAGCCCCCAGCCUCCUGGUUCCCAGCCCUGUGGCAAUUCCUGGCCCACCACGUGGAAGACCUGAGACCUCUGGAGGGGCUUCCUCUCAUCUCGCUGUCCCCACUGGGUGCCUCCAGCAUCCGUCUGGCUCCACUGAUACCCCGGUCCAGUCUUAUCUUCCAGGCAUGGGAGGACCAGUGCCUGCCACCUGCUGUGGCCUCUGUGAUGGAGGUCCUGGGUUGUCCAGUGGUGCCACCAGGAACAUGGCACCGCUCUCUGUCCCGCUAUGUCCUGCCUCCAUCCCCACUCAAUGCCCUGCGGGCCCUGGGCAGGCGAGGGGUUGCAGCUGUGGCCUCCUGCCUGGCCUCGCUGCCUGCUGCAGAUGUGGCCACCCUCCGGCUCUACCUGGCAGACAUCCCAUCCCUGACAGCGCAGGACAGGGCCACACUGGCUGCUCUGCCCCUCUUUGUCCAACUGCCCUGCUUGGCCACCCCAAACCCCACGCAGCUGGUACCGGCUGGCACCACGUUGGCGCUGGAGUCAGAGCCGGAGCUGCCCAGCGCUGUGGUGCUGCCGCAGGCCAUGUUGCAGUGCCGGGAUGAAGUUGACCGGCGGCUCCUGGGAAGGCUCCAGAGGCCCCUCAUCAGUGUAGCCCAUGUGGUGCUGGGGGCCAUCAAAGCCGUAGCCCAGGGUGCCUAUGCAGGGCGGGCGGCUGAGACACAGGCUCUGCUGCUCUGGGUGCUGCAGCAUGGAGACAUCCUCUUUGCACAGAGCCCCCCACUCCAGCAGGCCUGCAGCAGGCUGGCCUUCCUGGAGACACCCAACGGCCCCGUGUGCCCGCAAGACCUCUAUGACCCCUGUGAGAAGACCUUGCAGGCGCUGCUGGGUCCCGAGUGCUUUCCUCCUACUGCUUUCCGCAGUCCGCCUGUCCUCCGUGCCUUGAGAACCCUGGGCCUGCGGCACGGGGAGGGGUGCCUGGUGCCUUCGGACAUCCUAAAGGCUGCAGCAAGUGUGAGCCAGGGUGGCACAGCGGCUCUGGACAGGGCUCGGGCACUGAUCAAGGUCUGCAACUGCCCCAAGGCACUGGCUGGUUUCAGCGCUGCAAAGCUUAGGCAGCUCCAGGCUCUGCCAUGGGUGCCUCGUUCCGAGUGCACUGGGAAGCCUGGGCAGCAGUUCCUGCCCCCCAACAAGCUGCGGUCCACCCAGUACCAGCCCCUGGUGGGGCUUGCCAUGCACCUGACUGACGCCUUUGUGCCAGAGGCAGAGAAGAAGCUGGGGCUGAGCCAGCCCCCACCGCCAGAGAGAGUGUGGGAGCAGCUGAGACAGCUGGCAGGGCGCCGGGACGUGGCUGAGGUAGGUCCCGCGCUCCAGCCUGUCUACCGGCACAUGCAGGAAAACCUGAAGACCUUUAGGGCUGCCCCGGAUGAUGCUGUGGUGUGGACCGGGACUGGGUUUGUCCCCCCACGUGAUGCUGUGCUGGGCUAUCCUGAGGAGCUGGAGCUGGGUAUGCUGGUGCCCAGGGUGCCUCCUGACUUCCUCGCCUACAGCUGCCUCUUCAGGGCUUGGGGGGUGGCGGCGACAGUGAGUGAGGAGAGGGUGGUUGCAGCCCUGCGCUGCCUGGGGCAGGACAUAGACAGGCGCAGCUCCAGAGCGGGCACUGCAGCAGAGUUGCAGGUGGCUGUAGCUGUCCUAGAGUGGCUUAAGAGUCGGGGACACCAGAGUGAGGGCACGGUGCCGGUUCCCGUGAGGAUCCCGGAGGGCUUGGGCUUUGCCCUCCGCCCGGCUGUUUCUACCGUGUACCUGGACAUGGAGCUGGAGGCAGAGGAGGAUAUUCAAGAGGUGGUGCAUGAGGCAGUGCCAUCCAGCACAGCCGUAUUCCUCGGCACGGAGCUGCUCAGUACGCGGGUGCUGGGGCCGGAGCCGUUCACGGCCUGUGGCCCCUCAGAGCCCAUCACCUUACGGCUCCGCAACAUCCUCCGGGAGUACGGAGAGGAGGGCGACCUCUUCACAGAGAUGGUCCAGAAUGCAGAGGAUGCUGGGGCUACUGUGUGCCGCUUCCUUCUGGACCUCCGACGCUGCAGAAAGGCCACCUCUGGGCUGCUAGACCCUGGCAUGAGUGCCUGCCACGGCCCAGCCCUCUGGGCCUACAACAAUGCCCUCUUCACAGAGGAUGACCUCCGUAACAUCACACGGGUUGGGGCUGCUACGAAGGAGGGCCAGGCAGGCCAGAUCGGGCGCUUUGGGCUGGGCUUCAGCUCUGUCUACCGUGUCACAGAUGUGCCGUCAGUGCUGAGCGGGGAGACACUGCUCAUCUUUGAUCCCAAUGGCACCCAUCUGGGCAAGCAUAUCCCCAGGGCCGGCUGCCCUGGCAUCCGCCUGGACUUCUCCAGCCGACCACGCAUCCUCCGUGCCUUUGCUGAGCAGUUCUGGCCCUACCAUGGCAUCUUUGGGUGCCGCCUGCCUGAGCCAGGACCAUUUCCAGGGAGCCUUUUCCGUCUGCCUUUCCGCACUGAAGAGGAAGCUGUGAGAUCACAGAUUUGCUCAGAGGCCUUUGGUACGAAACGCAUCCAGUCCCUUGGCACCAACUUCCUUGGCUCUAACCGGCUCCUGCUGCUCUUCCUGCAGAGGGUGAGGGAGAUGUCCCUGGAGAUGCUGCCAGACAUGGCCACUUCUGCGGCGGAUACCACGCCCCUGGCCACGCUGCGGCGAAAGGAGAUCCGCAACUUCAGGGGCCCUGGGGACCCCCCAAACUGGGCAGCCAUCGAGCAGCUCACAGCCUGUGAUGAGGAAUCCAAGACCACAUGGCACUACCUAGUUUUGGUAUGUCAGGGUGAUGGGGAGUUGCUGGAACUGUUUCACCGGAACACACAGGCAGGGCUCCAUCCUCUGCCUCCCGUGGCUGGUGUGGCCCUUCCCCUUGCCCUUACUGCAGCUGGCAACUGGGUGCCACGUCUGGAUGCCGAGGAAGGGCAAGUCUUCUGCCACCUUCCCAUGCCAGUCACCUCAGGGCUGCCAAUCCACGUGCAUGGAGCCUUCAGCAUCCUCUCAAACCGCAAGGGGCUGUGGGACACGGCAGAGCGAGGUGAGUGGAACCGGCUGCUGCUCCGCAAUGCUGUGCCGGUCGCCUGGCUCCGGGCGCUGGACCACCUCCGCACCAUGCAUGAGGCAGGUGAAUUGGAGAGCUAUGAAUAUCAUGUCUUCUGGCCAGACACUAACACUGCCCGUUACCCCUUUACGGAGGCUGUGACCGGUUUCUACCAGGCUGUGGCAGCCCGGAAUGGCCCCAGGCUGUUUUCUGAUGGCUGCUCAUGGUGCUCACUGCAGGACGCCCGCUUCCUGCACCAGGCUGUGGUCAGACACCCCAAGCUGGGUGCUGUGGCCAAGCGUGUCUUUGCCACCACCCUGCCCCAUCCCCUGUUAGCUGUGGCCUUGCCAGAGCAGGUGCAGAGGGGCCUUGGGAAGGCAGCGGAUGCUGGCACCUAUGACUGGCCCCGCUUUUACUGCGAGCUUGUGCUUCCGAACUUGGAAGACCUCUCUGUUGUUGACCGGGACCCACUGCUUCUCCAUGCACUGGAUAUGUCCCAUGAUGAUGUGGACAAAGAUGGGCGCUUCCCCACUGGAGACACCUUCCUUUCCCCAGAAAGACUAAGGCAAUUGGAGAGGCUGGGCAUGAUUAAGGACACGAUCACCCUGCCAGAGCUGCUGGAGCGGGCAAAGACAGUGCAGCUUAUCUGGACCAAGGACCGUGCCCAGGGCUGCCGGAGGGCUGCCAGAAUCCUUGAGCUGCUUCAGGAUGCAGUGGAAAAGAGGGUGAACAACCCCAUGCAGGCAGAUUUCCAGACUGUGCCCUUCCUCCCUGGUACACUGCCCACCGGCGAACUUGUGCUGUUGCCAGCUGCCCAGGUCUACAGUCAUGUCCAUGCCCCACUAGUGGGACUCAUCCACCCUAUCUUGGCUUCUAAAGCACUGGGGGGAAACUUCAGCCUCCCUGAGGAGGUUGCAUCCUUCUUGGGGCUGGACCGGCAGCUACCAGCAGCUGCAGUCCUUGAGCAGCUGCAGGCACUGAGCUGUAGCUCCAAUGCUCUCCCUUUGGAGAACCUGCAGAACAGCACCUACCACUGCUACAAGCACCUGGACAAGCUAGUCCAGAGAGAUCAGUCCAGCUGGGAUGAGGUGGCUUCUGCAGUGGCCCAAGGGGAGCCCUUCAUCUUGGUGGGCUCCCGCUUUGUGCCGGUCAUGGCUGUGGCUGAGACGCUGUCAUUUGAGGCUGUCCCGUAUCUUCACCAGCUCCCGGAGCAGUACCGGCCCUACAGCCAACUCUGGAAGUGCGUGGGGCUGCGCCACUCAUUCACCUGGGAUGAUUAUGCCAAAGUGCUCUGCAUCCUGGCAGAGACGCAUGCUGGAGAGCCGCUGCCAGCCGCGGAGCUGGCUCUGGCCGUGCGGCUGGUGUCUUCUGGCUUGAUGGCAGAUGACAAAGAGCCAGAUGCGUACCAGACCCAGCAACUCUUUCUACCUGACCAGGAGGGCAUUUUGCGUCCACGGGACAAGCUCCACUUCAAUGAUACACCAUGGUUGCCAGUGGACAAAGAUGUCCUGCUGUGCCAUAAGCAGCUGUCCCGAGCCACAGCCCUGCGCUGUGGGGUGCCUACCACAUGCCACCGGGCACUGCAGAGGAUCCAGCUUCACAGUACAGACCUGAGCCUCUGGAUGCAGCCAUUUGGUGCCUGUGAAGACUUGCCAACACGCCUGAAGAACAUCUUGCAUGAGUACCCAGCAUCCGCUCAUGAUAUGGUGAGAGAGUUGCUCCAGAAUGCAGACGAUGCUGGUGCGAGGCUUGUGCACUUCGUGUGGGACCGCCGGCAGCACCCAGAGGAUGCCACUUUCAGUGAGAACUGGAAACUCCUGCAGGGCCCUGCCCUCUGCAUCUAUAAUGACAGCCCCUUCCAGCAGCAGGACAUUGAAGGCAUUCAGCGUCUGGGGGUGGGUGGCAAGCAAGGCCGGCAGGAUGUCACAGGCAAAUAUGGCCUUGGCUUCAACACUGUCUUCCACUUUACUGACUGCCCAGCCUUCCUUACUGGAGACAGUGCCCUGUGUGUCUCUGAUCCCCAUCUCUACUACAUUCCUGGAGCCACAACUGAGAGUCCUGGUGGGAUGUUCGCUGUCAAUCCUGAAUUCAAGAGGACCUUUCCAGAUGUUUAUGACACCUUCCUACCCUCCCUCUUCAACCUGAACCAGGGUGUCCUUUUCCGGCUGCCCCUCCGCACCGCAAGUGGAGCUAACAUGUCCAGGGUGUCUGACAUGGUUGUGCGGGACCAAGACCUCAUGGCCAUGGAGAGAGUACUGGCUGAGGAAGGUGAGGACUUGGUGCUCUUCCUCCGGCACCUCCGCACUGUGGUCUUCUCUGAGAUCCCCCCAGAUGGGGAGCAGUUGUUGGAGAGGCUGCGGGUGGCCACAGAGCUGACAGAUGGUGAUGCAGAGCUGAGACAGGAUUUUCAAGAGAGCCUGAGCCAAGCCACAGAUGGGAACAGCCCCAUCUCUGUCUCCUAUAUCAUGACAAUCAAAACCAGCAAGGCCAAGGCCAAGUCCAGCACCGUGUGGAGGGUGAUCUCCCAAAUUGGGGUGCAGGAAGGGGCUGAGGAGUCUCCGGUGCCUGGGCGGCUACCCUACGGGGCGGUGGCUGCCUGCCUGGACCCAUUGGGCUUGGAUAAAGUCAUAGGCAAAGCUUUCUGCACCCUCCCACUGCCGCUUACCACAGGGCUACCUGUACACAUCAAUGCCAACUUCUCCGUGGAUGCGGCCAGACGCAAUAUCCGCCAGGACCCAGACAGCACAGAAACAGCCUGGAAUGGCUUCUUGCUCCAGCGCUUGGUGACUCCACUGUACUGUGCCUUUCUUACCAGGCAGUGGGAAUCUCUGGACCCUGAAGGGCUCAAGUUCUUGUCCCUGGAGGACUGCCAGAAGCAGCUGGCCUCCCACUACCUCCAGUUCUUCCCUACUGUGACAAAGGCACUACCUACCUUUCAGGACCUGGUGAGAGAUAUCUAUAGGCACAUCAGUCAUGCACGCCUGCCUCUGGUGCCUGUGUACCACAUGAAGUCACCUAACAGAAUGGUGACAAUGACCUGGGCAUGUCCAGGUGGUGGGAACGUGCUAACAGAGCCAUACUUUCUCAAGGUGAGGCCUGAGCUAGCUCUCCAGGAGGUGCUGCAGCGCCUGAACAUGAACCUGGUGCCAGCAUUUAUCAACCUGCGGCAGCUCUAUGAGGAGUUCAUUGAAGCCCACGUGGAUGCUGUUUCCUUGCAGCCGGCCUCUCUCCGGCGCUUCCUCAAGGCCCUGGCACUUCCUGUGCCCUGCAAGCUGGCUGAGACACCCCUGCAGAACGCAGCAGAACUGGAAGGCCUGCCUCUGCUGGCCACACAAGAUGGCUGCUUGAAUGCCCUCAGCAGCCACCAACCAGUCUUCUGCAGCUCCUUUGCCCACCUCUUCCCCCGCCACUGCCACCGCUUUGCCGACAAGUUAAUUUCUGACUUGCCUCCUCCUUGCUUCGUGAAGAAGCUUGGCCUUCUGGAGGCCACACCACUCAUUCUGGAGGCACUGGGUCAGCUGAACUGGACCACAGAGGCAGAGAAGUGGCUCAAGAAGCUGUGGAUGUUCUUCAGCACUGUGGUCUACACAGUUGGGAAGGCCAAAGAGGAGUUGGAGGCGGACAUGAAGUCAUUCAUGGAUCAUCUCCAGGAUGUGGUGGUGCUGCCUGUUCAGGGGGAUGAGAAAGGCUCGACGCGCCUACUGCCACUGUCCUCCCUCCCCAAUGUUCUUUUUGAGUGUGAGACGGAUGUGGCUAGGGUGCUGCACAAACUGGGCAUCGCUGUGCUCCAGCAGUCCCUACUGCCUUUCAGCUUUUCCCACCACUGCCUGAAGACAAGGGCACUGCAGGUCACAGAGCCCAGGGCUGUGCUGGCCCAGCUGGUGGACACCAGAGCUGAUCUCCGCUGGAGGGACUUAAAGAAGCGGGAUGUGACUGUCCUGCUGCACUUUGUGCAGGGAAAACUGGAUUCAUCGGCGCUGGAGAAGCUCCGGCUUCUGCCUCUCUUCCAGAAGUAUGAUGGGGACUAUGUAUCUGUGGCACCCUACCGCAAGGUGCUGUUGCUCCGGAGCCAGAUCCAAGAGCUGCCCCUGGGUGCCCGAGCCCUGUGCAGCCUGGAGAAGGGCCUGUUGCUGCUCACAGCAGAUGAGAUCCACCAGCAGCUGGCCAAGGAUUUGCAGUGGGAGCUCACAGAUGACUGGCAGCUCUUCAUGACUGUGGUGCUGCCCCAGCUGUCCCAGCUCAAAGCGAAAGAGCUUAUGGAAGCUGUGCGCUUGUUCUUUGCCCUGCAACGUUUCUCUGACGCUAAGUUCAAGAAAGCUGCUGUGGCAGCUUUUCAGACUGUGGCCUUUAUACCUGAUGCCAAUGGUGUGCUGCGCCAGGCCUCCUUCUUCUAUGACAACACACCCUCCUUCAGCACUCUGCAUCUCCAACACCGCUUUGUGCCUCAGUCUUUCUUUGUGGAGCUAAAUUACAGCCAGGAAGAUAUUAAGUAUUUCCUGCUUCAGGUAGGUGUCCGCACCAGCCUCUCUGAGGAGGAUUUUGUGGAACUGGCCCUGGAGAUAGAGCGUGAAGCCACUCAGGCUAGGUACCACGCUGAAGACCUGCUGGAACGACAGCAGGAGAUGCUCAACAUGCUUGGCACCAUGUUGGAUAGUCCCUUAUCAGUGAGUUUCCUGGAGAAAAUUGCCUCAAUCCACUUCCUGCCUUCAGCGGACAUCCCCCCGAGCUUGGUGGACCUCCACCCCCCUUUUGCAGCCUGCAUUAAGCCUGUGGCCCUGAAGGGCAGUGUUUACCACUGCCAAGAAGAUGUGGCUGAGCUCCUGUGGACAUCAGCCACCAUCCUGCCGAGGUCCUCUGCACUCAGGCAGGACCUCAAGGAUGUCCUGCAGGCCAUGGGAGUCCUCGUAGAGAUACCCACUGCCCUGGUGGUGGCCAACCUGGAGCAGGUGUGCAGGGCAGCCUGCCAGACGCCACAGCAGGUGAACACACGGGCCAGAGUGCUCCAGAAGGUGUACAACUUCUUGCAGACCUGUCUGAAGGAGGUGGACACAGGGCGCCUUGCUGAGCUGCCUGUGGUGCUGGCCAAGUCAGGGGACAUGGCCAUGCCAUGGCAAGUGGUGAUAUCCCUCCCAGAUGAGGCUGAAUUUUACCCCUAUCUCCUCAAGCCUGACCCCCACAUAGCUGUCUACGGAGACCUUCUGCAACAUCUUGGGGUGGUCCUGCUCCCCACGCUGACUCACUACAGCCGUGUCCUGGCCCAAAUCUACCAGGAGAGCCAUGUGAGUGGGACCCUCAAUGCUAUCCAGAAGAAUACAGUCCUGUUGGCCACACGGCACUUCUUCCAGCUGCUGCGAGAUGCCCCAAAGCCCCCUGAUUUCUCCACUGUGGAUGAGCUGUACUUGCUGAGCACUGCUGACUGCCUCGAGUCAUCCCACAAGCUGUACUUCAAUGACUGCGUGUCCUCAAAUACCUGUAGGGCCUUGGGGAAGACCUUUGUGUUCAUGGCUGAACUGCCCGGGACCGCAUAUAAUGCCUGGUGGCUGCUGCAAAUGCUACCAUCGCGGCUGCGGCCACGGGCACUCUCAGAAGUGACAGAGCAGCAGCUGGAGGAGGGCAGUCUGCGGCUGUGUCGCUAUGGCUUUCACUGCCCUGGGCAGAGGCGUCUGCAGACCCUCCUGGUAUCACUGCAGUUUAGGAUGGGGUUGAAAGCCCUGCUCCAGUGGCAGAGCCACAGGGCUAUGAUGAGGAUGGAAGGGGAUGUUGACUUUGCAGCGGAGCAGCUGAGAGUGCAGUGCUGUGAGGACAUCUGCACUGUGCUGGUCCACUGUGGUGCAAAGGUGGAGGGGAGCACCCAGUCACGGGUUGUCUAUGUGCACGUGGCUGAUGGUGCCCAGCGGCUCCUCUACAUCCGGCAUGCAGAGAUGGUGCUGGACCGGCACCAGCUGAGGGUCCUGGAGACGCUGGCGGAGGAGAUCAAUAUCAUCCUGGGUGGACAGCUGGAGGCACCUGCCUUGUCAGUGCUGCGUGAAAUGCUGGUCUGCCAGAAGCCACAGGACGUGGUCUUUGUUCUGGAGGAGAACAAUGUGGCACUCGUGGGUGCUGCACCAGAGCCAGAGGAGGUCAUGGCACCAGAUCCGGAGCCAGAUCCAGAGAAGAGGCUGCAGGAGGACGCUGUGGCAGAGGGGAAGCCAUGCAAGGAUUGGCACAGCCUGAUGCCAGAGGGGAAUGGCAAUGUGGAUCACAGCCUGGCAACCUUGCAGCAUCUGUGUGCUCUCAAGCGGCCAAAGGUGUUGCAGGAUCUCUACCUCCAGCACAGCCCUGCGAGCGCUGCCCAGCACCACAGCAGGGGACAGGAAGGCCAUGGAUCCUGGUUGUGCAAUGAGGAGGCCAUGGCCCAGACUCCAUCCAUCCCAGAAGCCCAGCGGUGGCUGCGGCAGGCCGAGAGUGACCUGCAGGCAGCCCACAAUGACAUCAGGCACUGCUGCCCCAACUGGGUCCUCUUCAAGGCACACCAGGCCCUGGAGAAGGCGCUAGUGGCUGCUGCACUUUGCCAUGGUGAGGCCUUUAAGGCCCCAGUGGGGCUUGUGGGGCUGUCUCAAUGGCUGGAGGCGGUGGAGCCAAAGUUGAGGGGCCUGGCAAAGGAGGUGGAGUGGUUGCAUGGCUGUGGCAUGGAUGACAAGGCCACACAGUACCCGAGUUACCACCCCUUCCCCAUCACCCCCAACGAGGCCUUCCACAGUGUGGAUGAGGAGGAGGUUCUGAAGCGGGUGCAGGAAGUGCUGGGGAGGCUGCAGAACCAC
This is a messenger RNA of Leptosomus discolor (cuckoo roller), 10113 nucleotides long. The record is from RefSeq and is a predicted model, not a curated record. Lineage: Eukaryota; Metazoa; Chordata; Aves; Leptosomiformes; Leptosomidae.